Ascochyta rabiei is the source of this 1515-nucleotide messenger RNA. RefSeq lists its product as uncharacterized. Lineage: Eukaryota; Fungi; Ascomycota; Dothideomycetes; Pleosporales; Didymellaceae. The transcript is spliced from 3 exons. The record is from RefSeq and is a predicted model, not a curated record. Gene Ontology annotation, biological process: negative regulation of gene expression via chromosomal CpG island methylation; protein ubiquitination. Bases 1 to 1515 code for a protein of 504 amino acids. Gene Ontology annotation, molecular function: ubiquitin protein ligase activity.
AUGUCUGUCGCAGGACAGAAAAGGACACCAUGGAAACCACCGCAAUGGCUGCUCGACGCUGCAAACAAGGGCUCAGCCGUACCUGUAGACGAAACCUUCCUGACGAAGUUGCAGUACAUGCGUGAACAUCCGGAUCAAGUGGGCAAGGUAGCAAGAGAAGACUUGAUUCAAUCUGGGGAAGACCCAGACGCCUUUGCAGAGAUCAUGGCCGAGGCGAGGAACAGAGUACUACCCAUUCAGCUUGCUCCGCGACCAAAAGAAGUCCAAGUGGCGGUGGCGGUGGCGGUGGAGGAGAUGGGAGGUGCAGUUCAAAGUACGAAGUCCACCAAGGCUGUCGAAAACCGAGUUGAUCGACGACGAAAGAAAGAGACGACGAGAGAGAAUGCAAGAAGAGGACGAACAGGCCGUGCAAGUGGAACUGCAUCACUCAUGGAGAUUGACGACUUCCAACCGAUGGCAGAGUCGUCGGCGGCAGGUGCCAGGCGUGAGGCAAUGACUGCAGCCGCAGCGACUACACGCACAAACUUGGACCCCGUCCCACAACCCUACCCAUACCCAACUCGGCGCACCUGGCCGGCGUGGUACACCUCCAUCUCCUCAUCAGCACAAGGAAUGAUUCAGCUUGACCGAAGACGACCACAAGAGCUCGCCGCUAUUGACGCGCUCAAAGACUGCAUCAGACGAUGUGAACAAGAACAGAAUGAGAUCAAGCUCAACAAAGAGUACAACGAUCUACGGCAUCAUGUUCACAAAGCUGAGAUCAAACUAGAUAUGGAUAGGUUCAAGGUCAAAAAGACGCGGAUUCUGACCGAAGCCGGACUGCCCCGCAUCUUCAAAGAGGGAACCAAUUUUCCACGGGAUCUCCAAGCCGACGCAUGGUACUUGUAUGAGAGGUGGAUGAACGAGGAUUUUGAGCAAAACAUCCUCCGCGGUAUCGUCACUGUCAAAGGCAAGGACAGGAACGGUGACCGCCUCGAUCGGGCCUAUACGACUAAACAUCCCAGAGAUCCAAAGUUCUUCGGCGAUGAGGGGGUCGUUCUUGGUCAAUGGUGGCCCUCACAACUGUGCACCGUUCGUGACGGAGUGCACGGCGCAGCACAAGGAGGGAUCUACGGCGACAAAGACAAGGGCGCAUACAGCAUCGUGCUCUCUGGUGGCGGGUACCAUGAUCAGGAUGACGGUGACACCAUUGAAUAUAGCGGUACUGAUGGAAAAGACUACCAGGCCACAGACGCAACGCUGUCCAUGAUCAAGAGCGCGGAGCUCGGCAACCAUAUCCGCGUCAUUCGUUCCUCACAGCUGCUGAAGUCGAACAGAUACCGUCCAAGCUGCGGGCUUCGUUACGACGGACUGUACCAGGUCAAGUCCUACAAGGAACUUGACAAUAAGAAACGGACCUACAGAUUCCAUCUUGUGCGGAUCCCUGGACAGGAACCGAUUCGAUUUGACGGUGAUGCAAAGCGACCCACGGUGUUCGAGGAGGAGGCGUACGACAAGUGCAAGGGCAAGAUUUGA